Molecule: messenger RNA, 1811 nt
Organism: Trichogramma pretiosum
Lineage: Eukaryota; Metazoa; Arthropoda; Insecta; Hymenoptera; Trichogrammatidae
Product: gastrula zinc finger protein XlCGF57.1-like
Exons: 5
Coding region: 56-1606 (516 amino acids)
Biological process (GO): regulation of transcription by RNA polymerase II
Cellular component (GO): nucleus
Molecular function (GO): DNA-binding transcription activator activity, RNA polymerase II-specific; RNA polymerase II cis-regulatory region sequence-specific DNA binding
Source: RefSeq, a predicted model, not a curated record
AUGUGUAACAUCAUUACAGAACAAUUAGUCGUUGAUCAAGUUCCGAGUGAUAAACAUGGACUUCAGUGAUGUAUAUAACUCUGAUGUCAGAGUGAAGGAGGAACCAAAUGAUGUUUCCCCAAUUGAAAAUGAUCGUUAUGAGAUAAUCGGCAAUGCGCACGAUGUCAGAGUGAAGGAGGAACCAAAUGAUAUUUUCCCAAUUGAAAAUAAAGAUUAUAAGAUAAUUGACAAUGCACGUGAUGCUAAAACCGACGAAUUCUCGAGUUUUUGUCGAGAAAAUUUAAUUCAUGGGCUUCGAGAAUAUGAUGAAAAUUCUGGACCUAAUGACGAUUUGGAAAUAGAAUUCGAAUGUAAGGACGAGAAGCUCGGCAUUAGCUUAUUAGUAGUCAAAAAGAUCGAGGACGAUUAUCCAGAUCAUUUGCAGUAUAUGAAAAAUAGUUGCGAUUAUCAGACUCAAAAGAAAAUUAAAGAAGAAAUUGUCGACGAAGUAAAAAAGGAAUUGAAUUUGGAUGGUGAACUCAGUGAUGCACUUGACGCAAAUGAAAAAACAUUUGCUCAAAAAAGUCUAUGCGAAACCCGCACUGAUAAGUCACGCAAUCGUACCAAAUAUCCAUGUAAUGUAUGCGGUAAACAAUUUUCACAAAAAGGUCAUCUAAAGAUUCACAUCGAUUCGAUUCAUAAUGACGUCAAGCAUACGUGUGUGACAUGUGGAAAGACAUUCACACGAAAAAUAAAUCUCAAAAUACACAUAGAUGUUAUGCAUAAUGGUAUGGCACCUACUUGCGAAGUUUGUGGCAAGAAAUUCGCUUUGAAGAGUGGUCUCAAACUUCACAUGGAUGCAGUGCAUAAUAAAAUAACUCAUGCAUGUGAUACAUGUGGCAAAAUAUUUACGCUGAAAGAUACUCUUAAGAAACACAUCGAUGUGAUGCAUAGUGGUAUUGCACCUACUUGCGAAAUAUGCGGAAAGAAAUUUCAAACGAAGACUAAACUCAAGCUUCACAUCGAUUCAGUACAUAAUGGUGUUAAACAUGAUUGUGGUGUAUGUGGAAAGACAUUUGCACAAAAAAGUAUUCUCAAAAGUCACAUCGAUGCUAUGCAUAAAGGUAUGGCACCUAGUUGCGAAGUGUGCGGAAAGAAAUUUCAAACGAAGACUACACUCAAACUCCACAUGGAUGCAGUGCAUAAUAAGAUAACUCACGCAUGUGAUACAUGUGGCAAAAUAUUUACGCUGAAAGGUAAUCUUAAGAAACACAUCGAUGCGAUGCAUAAAGGUAUGGGCCCUACUUGCGAAAUAUGCGGAAAGAAAUUCUCAACUAAGACUAAACUCAAACUCCAUGUGGAUGCAGUGCAUAAUAAGAUAACUCACGCAUGUGAUACAUGUGGCAAAAUAUUUACGCUGAAAUAUAAUUUGAAGAUUCACAUCGAUUCAGUUCAUAAUGAUAUUACCCAUGAAUGUAAAGUGUGCGGAAAGAAAUUCGCAUUCAAGAGUAGUCUCAAAGUCCACAUGGAUAUAGUGCAUAAAAAGUUAACUUACGUAUGUAAUACGUGCGGCAAGACAUUUACUCGAAAGGAUCGUCUUAAAACUCACAUUAAAACGCAACAUUAAGACAUUGCAUGCGUUAUGUGCGGAGAAAAAUUUAAACACAGGAAAUAUCUAUACAGACACAUUAAAAGUGAGCAUAAGGGCAACACCCAAGCACGAGAUCAAUGCAAAAGAUCUUAAAACGUACCUAUCAAUACCGCGCAAAAUGAUGAAACAUCGAGACAAGCGAGUGGCCGUAAAACUGUCAUCGAGAUAGCGCAUCACUCAC